Messenger RNA from Spizellomyces punctatus DAOM BR117, 1313 nucleotides. Its product is annotated as polyubiquitin-binding protein UFD1. The transcript has 12 exons. Gene Ontology annotation, molecular function: polyubiquitin modification-dependent protein binding. Gene Ontology annotation, cellular component: VCP-NPL4-UFD1 AAA ATPase complex. The coding region runs from base 172 to 1191 and encodes 339 amino acids. The record is from RefSeq and is a predicted model, not a curated record. Lineage: Eukaryota; Fungi; Chytridiomycota; Chytridiomycetes; Spizellomycetales; Spizellomycetaceae.
AAUCACCAAAGCGCUGACAAAAGUUGUGUUUUCGACGAGCGGAUUUCCAUUCAUUUUGUUGUUGGAUUACAGCUCUUUACGAAGUAGAGGCAACUAGAACACACAUAUCUCGUAUAUUUUUGGCUAUCUGUCGCUGUAUUUGACUUUUUCUGGGGUGGAAGAUUGUUCAACAUGUAUGACGGAUAUUACGAUGAAGCGCAUCAGUAUAUGCACGGAGGAAUGGGUGGAGCUGGGUCCUUUUCAGAAACGUUCCGAUGCUAUUCCGUAGCGAUGAUGCCGACAAGGAGCGAGAGACCUGAAUUGCUAUAUGGCGGAAAGAUCGUCAUGCCACAAUCUGCACUGACAAAACUUUCCGCCCUACAUAUCAGCUGGCCCAUGUUGUUCCAGCUCACGAAUCCCGCUCAUGAGCGAGUCACCCACUCUGGCGUGCUUGAGUUUACAGCCGAGGAAGGAAGAGUAUAUGUACCACAAUGGAUGAUGCAAGCACUGCUCCUGGAAGAGGGCCAAUUCGUGCAAAUCAAGAACGUCGAACUUCCCCUGGGCACAUUUGUGAAGAUCCAGCCGCAAUCAGUCGAUUUUCUGGACAUUACAGACCCUAAAGCAGUACUUGAGCAAGCCUUGCGCAACUUUUCGACUUUGACGGAAGGAGAUAUCAUUACAUUCAAGUAUAAUGACAAAUUAUUUGAUAUUUUGGUGAUGGAGACCAAGCCAGCUGGAAAAGGGAUAUCGAUUGUGGAAACGGAUUUGGAGGUUGAUUUCGCAGCGCCUUUGGGGUACCAAGAACCAGCACCUGUAGCAAGAUCUACACCGACGCCUUCACUGAUAGGGAGCACAACGCGCAUCGCAGAACACACCAUCGCUGAAGAGAUUGGUUUUGUGCCGUUUGGGGGAUCCGGGCAACGGCUAAGUGGCAAAAUACCAGCAACCUCAUCUUUGAACACAACAUCGGGUGCGAAUGGACCACCAAUUCCUGCUGCCCUGCGACUACCUCCGGGAAAACUCUUUUUUGGGUACCCUGUCGUUCCCCUCAAACAGAAAAACACCAACGCCGAGCCGGACGCGGUAUCCGCGACGACGUUCACUGGCCAAGGGCAAACCCUGAAAGCAGCCCGUCGGGGUGGGGGCACUGGUAGCAGUGGAGGCGGAUCGGCAUCGGGGAGCAGCGGCCCGUCAUCGAGUGGUCCUAAAUAAUACUUGGUUACCUGUAUUGUACAUAAGGGUCAAAUGGAAUCCCACCCUUUAUUUGCAUUGCUCUUUUUUUCCAGUGAAACCAAGUUUAAAUCACAAUAACAACUUGCUGAUUUGGGUCCCAG